AUGGAAGAGCAGAUGCAGCAGCAGCAACAAUUUAGAAACUUUAAAGAAACUCUCUUCUGGAAUGAUCUGGUUGGCCUUACAGAUAAGAAAGUUGUGAAUAAAGUUUGUAAACUUGUCUCCUGGACACCGCCCAUCACUCAUGUCUAUAAGCUCAAUAGUGAUGGAAGCUUCAAAGAGGAUAAAUGUGGUUGUGGAGGCAUAGUAAGAAAUUGGGAAGGCAAACUGAUCAUCAUGGUUUUUUCUAUACAAUUUAUGGGGGAUUCCAGCAUCUUGGGAGAAACAAAGGCUCUAUUCUAUGGCUUUCAUUGGUGCAAGCUUAAUGGAGUUUCUCGAAUUCAACUGGAAACUGAUUCUUUAAUGCUAGUUGCUUGCAUUAAAGAUGUCUAUAAAAUUCCUUGA
Molecule: messenger RNA, 399 nt
Organism: Solanum lycopersicum (tomato)
Lineage: Eukaryota; Viridiplantae; Streptophyta; Magnoliopsida; Solanales; Solanaceae
Molecular function (GO): nucleic acid binding; RNA-DNA hybrid ribonuclease activity
Source: RefSeq, a predicted model, not a curated record